ACUGCCAACUAUAUAACGGCUUAAACGACUUUCCCGAAGAAGAAAGCGCCCAAAUCCAAAGGCUUUAUCUUGCAGUUUCCCCCUCUCUCUUUCCAUUGAAGAGCUCGUUCUUAGUAAGAUUCAGCUCAAAUUUCCCUUUCCUUGAUCAGUAAAUCUCAAAAGUUUGUGCCUUUGAGUUCGUACUCAGCAGCUUUUUGACAACUUCGUCUUCUUUCUUGCAUUUCAACGACAACCCAUAUCAGUUUUUUCCUGUUUUUUGUGUUGAACAAUCUGACCCAGAAUUUGAUUUGGAAGCAAAGUAGUAAAAUUGGUAAGAGAACCAAAACCCAUCUGGAAUUUGUUCAUCUUUCUGCAAUUAUUGCCAUGAACUAUCUGUACCCAGUGAAGGAAGAGUUCCCGGGUUCAAGUUCAUCACAAUCGGGUCCUGGUGACCCGGUGGUGAUGAUACCGCCACAGCCAAUGGAGGGUCUGAAUGACAUAGGCCCUCCUCCAUUUCUGACCAAGACCUUUGACAUGGUGGAUGACCCGAGUACCAAUCGGAUAGUUUCUUGGAGCAGAGGAGGUGGAAGCUUUGUUGUUUGGGAUCCUCAUCCCUUUGUUAUGAAUCUCCUUCCUAGAUACUUCAAGCACAGUAAUUUCUCAAGCUUUGUCAGGCAGCUCAACACUUACGGCUUUAGAAAGGUUGAUCCUGACAGAUGGGAGUUUGCCAAUGAGGGGUUUGUAAGGGGUCAGAAGCAUCUCCUUAAGAACAUUAAAAGAAAGAAGACACCUUCUCAGCCUCUUCCUGCACAACAAGCUCUAGGCCCUUGUGUGGAAGUAGGGCGGUUUGGGCUAGAUGGAGAAAUUGAUCGUUUGCGGCGCGACAAGCAGGUCCUAAUGAUGGAGUUGGUGAAGCUUAGACAGCAGCAGCAGAAUACUAGAGCUUACCUUCAAGCAAUGGAACAAAGGAUACAAGGGACCGAAAUGAAGCAGCAACAAAUGAUGGCUUUCUUGGCAAGGGCAAUGCAAAACCCAGCUUUUAUGCAGCAGCUAGUCCAACAGAAGGAUAAAAGGAAGGAGCUUGAGGAAGCCAUGACUAAGAAAAGGAGGAGGCCAAUUGAUCAAGGACCUAGUGGUGUUGGUGGUGGCAAAUCGAGCCUAAAGGGCAAGGGAACAAACCUCAUUAAAUGUGAGCCUCUUGAAUUUGGAGAUUGUGAUUAUGAAAUGUCAGAGCUAGAAGCACUUGCAUUGGAAAUGCAAGGAUUUGGAAAGGCAAGAAAGGAACAGGAUGAAGAGAGUGAGAGAUUUGAGGGAGACUUAAGCAUUCCAAGUGCAAUAGUAGGGGAAGAUGAAGAUGUGAUUAUCUUGGCUGAUCGCUUAGGUUACUUAGGUUCAUGCCCAAAGUAGAGCUAGCUAGCUGCACUUCUUCUGCAUUUCUAUCUCUGUCCUCUUCAGUUCACUGCCUCGUUGACCAUUUCUUUUUGGGUAGGAGGCUAAGGCCUCCAACAGUUGUUUCCAUAGUCUCUCAUUUUGCAUCUCUACAGUCUCGUCAAGUGCCAUUAGGCCAUAACUUUCAUUCUGGAUUUCUUGGUAUUGACAGGAUAGGGGGAUUAGCAGGCUGAUAUCCGUUGAAACCAUCUUAGUUUCUGGUGUUUCUAACCCUGCACUUGUUUAUUAAUUGCCUCCUUUUCUCAUCUAAUAAUGCCCUCUCUUGUUUCUUUAUCUUGGUUAGGUUGCAGGCAUUGCUUGGACAGAAUCUGUGCUAGUUUUUAUGAUGAUUUAUCUCAAGAUUUGUUGAGAAGCUGUUGAACUUGAAAAGGAGUAGCUGCAAGCUCCAAGAACCAUAAACAAAAUGUUGUUUUUGGAUCCAAGUGACUAUUGGCUGAUAACUUUGUCAGUAUGAUACUUUCUGUUACUGAGUACUGUCCUAUGUUGUUUGAGUAAAGAUAUAAACAGAGGUAGUUGGGUAAUAUGAACUUCAUAAUGUUACAUUUGUACCAUGUAGAUUUGUUCAUGUCGGGCAAAUACGGUUCUCAUCAGUCACUUCAUCAGCCGUGGACUCUCAAACUGGUACAGUAUCACUCUUUAAAACAUCACCAUAAAAAAUGUGUUCCUUACCCAAUUGAUGUCUUACUUACAGUACAGAUGAAGAAAGACAGGAUCCGAGUAUCAAAGUAGAUUGACUGGGUUGAACUUGAAGAGCAUAAUAUGAUUCUAACUCUACAAGUAGGGUUAGAAUGUGUUUAAUUUGUGUGAGUAAUCAUUGAAACUUGGGUCUGCAAGAUUCUGUAAUUAAGCUGAGAUUUUUAGUGAGGUGGAUUAUAGAAAGUUAUGUGCCUAGCGGAUGAUAGAAAGUUAAUACUUUACUGGGAAAGUUUCAAUAGAAGAUGGACUGUUCCACCCUUAAAAAGCUUAGGCAAACCAAUUCAAGAAAUCACAACCCUUUAAUUUUUGAAUAGUCUAGUGUUGUGCACUUAUUAGGCUGCCUUGUGUUUAACAUUCCCCAUGGCAGUGUGUGAUUGGCUCGGGAUAUUGUCUGGUGACAUCCCCAUUUUAUAAAAGUUUUUCUCGUAUUCGGAUAUCGGUCGGUCCAAUUUUGAAA
Messenger RNA from Prunus mume (Japanese apricot), 2581 nucleotides. Lineage: Eukaryota; Viridiplantae; Streptophyta; Magnoliopsida; Rosales; Rosaceae. The record is from RefSeq and is a predicted model, not a curated record.